AAUGGAAUCUGAAACGAAAAUGAGGGAAAUGAAGAGAGGGUGAGCUUUGUGAACACUCAACGCUUCUCUUCUUUCUCCCAAGUGUCCCUUUAACGGCUGUUACUCAGUUGAAUCUGGUGUCUGGCAUGACUUAUUAAUCACAUAAGACAAAACUCUGAGAUCUUUAGUGAGAACAAGAACUUGGGAAAAGGCAGCAAGUUGGAAAUCUCAGCAUUUUAAUCUAUGCUUUCUCUUCUGCUCAUUUUGUUGGCGGACUUAGAUGGCCAUUCCGUCACUGGAACCACAUAGUGGAAGCCAAACCUACAAAUACCCCUUGCUAAUGGAAAGGACAGAAAAUCAUGGUGACCGUGAACACAUCAUUGACAUAACAAGGAAUGAUGAUGCUUCGUCGAGCUCAUCUCAUGAUGAUCACCAUCCUGUAAUGAACCCACCACAGCAUGAAGAGAGACCAUCAAGUAGCACUCAAACUCCUACUAAUCAAACUUCAUCUUCAUCAAACAGAUUAAACUCCAGGAACUCAUCAUUCAUGAGGAGAAGUGAUGGUUAUAGUCGGAGGAGGAGGAGCCCAUUGAAUUCUGGGCUAUGGAUUUCUGUUGAGUUAGUUGUAACUGUGAGUCAGAUCAUAGCAUCCAUUGUUGUUCUGUCAUUGUCAAGACAUGAAAAUCCACGAGCCCCAUUGUUUGCAUGGGUUGUGGGUUAUGCAUCUGGUUGUUUUGCAACACUUCCUAUUCUUUACUGGCGCUAUCGUAGCCGCAACCAGAGUAAUGAGCAAGAGUCUAGUCAAUCACGUCAGGUCUCUUCUCAAAACAACCCUUCUUCUGAACCUACUUCUUAUACAGCUAUCUCGGUCAAUCAAGCCUCGGAAACCGCCGGAGCAGCCACAAGACGCAGUAGAUUUGUAGGAAUCUUUCGUAUGAGGUUCAGUGGAAUGGUGGACCAUUUUAAGAUGGCCUUGGACUGCUUCUUUGCAGUGUGGUUUGUUGUGGGCAAUGUGUGGAUAUUUGGAGGUCACUCUUCUCCCUCUGAUGCUCCCAAAUUGUACAGGUUAUGCAUAGUGUUCCUUACCUUUAGCUGUAUUGGCUAUGCUAUGCCAUUCAUACUAUGUGCAACAAUCUGUUGCUGCUUGCCUUGUAUAAUUUCAAUUCUGGGCUUUCGAGAGGACCUUUCUCAAACGAGAGGAGCUGCUCCAGAAUCUAUUGAUGCCCUACCAACAUACAAAUUUAAGUUAAAGAAAAAUGGAGAUGUUGAUGAUCAGGAAGUCAACUCAGGAGCAGGUGAAGGUGGAGUCUUGGCUGCAGGAACUGAAAAAGAGCGUGCCAUAUCUGGUGAAGACGCUGUUUGUUGUAUCUGCUUGGCAAAAUAUGCUGACAAUGAAGAGCUGCGGGAGCUACCUUGCUGCCAUUUUUUCCAUGUGGAGUGUGUGGAUAAAUGGCUGAAGAUCAAUGCACUAUGCCCCCUCUGUAAAUUUGAGGUUGGUGGAACUAGUGGGGCAUCACCCAAUGCCUCAAGCACCAGUGAGCACCAAAGGGAGAGGCCAACAGCUGGAUUGCAAACUUUCAAAUGGAGAUCCUCUUGUGCUUCAACCCCAUUUGCAGAGUGAUGUAUUUAAACAUCCACUUUGAUCUCAGCAAGUUGGCCUGGACACCACCAGCAAAUAGGUCAUAUGUGGGUUUUGAGUCAUGCGAUAUACAGAACAUUUGAGUUGGCCAUGAAACAUUGUGCUUUCUCAGAUUGAUGAAGCUAAAGGGAGAAAAAGAGGAAAAUUCUCCUGGAUUAUAAACAUGAUUUUUCUCUAUGUAUAUGGUUUCUAUUUCAGACAAGCGAAAAACUCGGGUCUUUAUGUGUUUAUAAUGGGAUGAAAAUGAGCGAAUUUGAGUAGCUAGCCAUUCAGACAGCUUCGCUAUAUAUGGGGCAUGUCUUGUGUGGAAGCCUGGGUUGCUCAGAGGGAGGCCUGAUAUAAGUUGAACACUGCAAGGGAGGAUUGUGUUUUGUAAUCACAUUCAGCUUUGUUCCAUGAAACCUUGGUUGAUCUAAUUGAGGACUGCAGCAGAAAGUUGUGAUAAAUUUGCUAAUUUUGUAAGCAUUAUAAUUAGAGAAUGGAAAAGUGUGAUACAAUACAUUGGUCUGAAAGUAAAUGUAAAGCAGGAGCCCAUCCUUUAAUAAUCCAGAACAUAUGAUAUGCUAUCAUUUCAUGA
Molecule: messenger RNA, 2195 nt
Organism: Vitis riparia (riverbank grape)
Lineage: Eukaryota; Viridiplantae; Streptophyta; Magnoliopsida; Vitales; Vitaceae
Product: E3 ubiquitin-protein ligase At1g63170-like
Exons: 6
Coding region: 260-1600 (446 amino acids)
Source: RefSeq, a predicted model, not a curated record